UUAAUGUAAAGUCCAAAAACAGUCACAUCAACUACCAACUCAGACUCUUCACAGUUUCAGUCUUUUACGUUUUUAAAAUCACAUCCUUUCUUUAAUCUUAACCUGAUCUUGUCAGUAUUUCCCCUCUCUCUCUCGUGCAACUGAGUUGGUGAUCUCACAGUGUUCUCUGAAGAAGAUUUUGAUCAUUUUUCUUUUUGCUACUCAAACAUGAGGCCGACGAUCUAUCUUUUUGGAGACUCAAUCACAGAGGCUUCCUUUGCUGACGGUGGUUGGGGUGCUGCUCUCGCCAACCAUUUCUGUCGGACGCUUGAUGUGGUGCUGAGAGGGUAUAGUGGGUACAAUACAAGGUGGGCGCUGAAGGUACUUGAUAGGGUUUUUCCCACGGUGGGUCACGACGGUGCUGCUGCUGCGCCGCCAGUUGCGUUAACCGUGUUUUUUGGAGCUAAUGAUGCUUGCCUCCCUGAUAGAUACGCUGCUUUCCAACACGUCCCACUUGAUGAGUACAAGCAGAACCUACACUCCAUCGUCUCUUCCCUCAAGAAGCGGUGGCCAAAAACACUCAUACUCCUAAUUACCCCUCCUCCGAUUGAUGAAGAUGGACGCCUUAGACAUCCUUUUGUUGAGAACCCAUCGGGUUUUCCCGAGAGGACAAAUGAAGCUGCCGGCUCUUUUGCCAAGGCAUGUGUUGAAACAGCUGAAGAAUGUGGGAUCCCUGUGGUGGAUCUGUGGACCAGGAUGCAGCAAUAUCCUGACUGGCGCAAAGCUUAUCUUAGCGAUGGUUUGCACCUCACAAAGGAAGGCAACAAAGUUGUAUUUGAGGAAGUGAUGAAAAAGCUGGAAGAGAGAGGUUUAAGCCUGGAAAAGCUAAAAGCUGAUCUCCCACUUUUUGCUGAUAUUGACCAUGAUGACCCACUUAAGGCUUUUCAGCAGUAGUUAAAAGACUUCAAGACCUAAAAAAGUUAAUAAUACCAGUGAAUAUUUCAUUAUAUAUCAGCAAUAAAUAAAAGAGUUUGUUUUUCAAUUCAUAGCUCGUUUAUUUUGUUUUGCAUAUCCAUGUCAGCUUCUGGACUUCUCUAAAGAAUGGGGAAUUUUGAUAAGUAUGGGCACAACAUUGUAUGUCUUUAGUCCUCGAUAAAGAAGUAAUAGUGGUAGAAGAA
Messenger RNA from Gossypium arboreum, 1157 nucleotides. Its product is annotated as GDSL esterase/lipase At5g45920-like. Lineage: Eukaryota; Viridiplantae; Streptophyta; Magnoliopsida; Malvales; Malvaceae. Gene Ontology annotation, molecular function: hydrolase activity, acting on ester bonds. Bases 208 to 933 code for a protein of 241 amino acids. The record is from RefSeq and is a predicted model, not a curated record. The transcript is spliced from 6 exons.